AUGUUUGUGUUAGAUUCUUCCAAAAAUCGUAAAGUUCCCGUCCCAAUAGGACCUGCUAUACCGAGAAGAGAUCGGGAAAACGAUUGGCCUAGAUAUUGCCGCUUGAUGUUAAUGUUUUUCAAACCAUGGCGGAAUGCCGUAGAUCUUCGAGAACGACACGAGUCUUGGGCAGAUGCUUUUGCCAUCUUCAAUCAGAAUUGUCCUGAUAAUGUUAAAAAAAUGAUGAAUAACAUGCAAAUUUUACACGAGUGCAGGGAUAGUCGGGACGAC
Lentinula edodes (shiitake mushroom) is the source of this 270-nucleotide messenger RNA. RefSeq lists its product as uncharacterized. NCBI's taxonomy places the organism in Eukaryota, Fungi, Basidiomycota, Agaricomycetes, Agaricales, Omphalotaceae. The transcript has a single exon. The record is from RefSeq and is a predicted model, not a curated record. The annotation marks the transcript as partial.